GUUCCCCAGAGCGGCCCCCCCCACCGGUCGUGCCCCUGUCGUCCCAUUCCAGGUUUAUUGCUGCCGUCCAUGAUCCCUCAAUCCCCUUCAGGCGUUUCAUCGUGCGAAGAUAUGAGAUUGAGGUGUGCUGCCCGCAGUUGAUCAGAUCAUGGACGCCCGCCGUUCAAAGCUCCACCUCUACUCCCUCCCGAAUGAAGUCCUUGUCCAGAUUUUGUCCUCCUUCUCAACACUCUCCCUCCUCCCUUGGGCCGCCGUCUCUCACCGCUUCCACGCCCUCAUCCUUCGGAUCCUGCACUAUCGCCUCCUCAUCGGUGCCUCGCUGCGGGAAUACAAACUGAUCCUAGAAUGCUUCCACCCCAGCUCCAAGCUGAUCGAACCCCAUGUCUUUUGCACGCACCUCGGCACAGACGGCUUGAGCAACCUAUACGACGGGAAGAGCUCGGUUCGUGAAGAUGCAGACCCGGCGCAGAAGCUGGGUAGACUGGGUUCGAUAUAUUCGAGAUUUCGCCCCGAGGUGACCGUGGAAGAACGAUCCAAUGGCGCGAGGCUGGUACCUUUAACAGAUGAGGACGAAUCUAUGCAUCAUAAUAAUAAUAAUAAUAAUCUGGUCGUCAGGCGCCCGAUAAAUCUGGAGGGAUUUGAAGACUUCUCUCAACUAUGCGUUGUCGUGAAUAUCGUGAAGGUCAUGCCAGGCACAAAUCUGCUUCUGAGCGCACAUACAGUCGAGGACGGGGUCAUCAGGGUAUUCCGCGAUUGGCUGAGGGACGAAGAGAAGCGUCUCCGGGAAUUCAACCCAGAGGGUGCGGGCACUUCGCAGAUGCUCUGGGUUGAUUCGAGAAAGACCGCCGGAAUCAAAGUACGGGUCCGGGGAAAGAAGUUCCUGGACCAGCGGAUCCCCAUUCUCGUUCAUCGCGACGAGGAACAAUUCACGAGUUAUGAACUGGAUAUUGAAGAGUUGCACAUACGCGCGAUCGAUUUGCUAUUAACUUUAGAGAAGUCUUUAGAGGAACAGCAAAAUUAUUACAAGACUGUCGUAUUUACCCGGAGUAUUGAAUAGAACUUAAAACUACACUGCCCUGC
This is a messenger RNA of Aspergillus heteromorphus CBS 117.55, 1080 nucleotides long. Its product is annotated as F-box domain protein. Gene Ontology annotation, molecular function: protein binding. The transcript has 4 exons. The coding region runs from base 149 to 1057 and encodes 302 amino acids. The record is from RefSeq and is a predicted model, not a curated record. Lineage: Eukaryota; Fungi; Ascomycota; Eurotiomycetes; Eurotiales; Aspergillaceae.